Vespa crabro (European hornet) is the source of this 10584-nucleotide messenger RNA. RefSeq lists its product as uncharacterized. The transcript has 25 exons. NCBI's taxonomy places the organism in Eukaryota, Metazoa, Arthropoda, Insecta, Hymenoptera, Vespidae. Bases 2544 to 8000 code for a protein of 1818 amino acids. Gene Ontology annotation, molecular function: protein binding; guanyl-nucleotide exchange factor activity. The record is from RefSeq and is a predicted model, not a curated record. Gene Ontology annotation, biological process: actin cytoskeleton organization.
CAUUCGGUGAUUAACCUGUAGAAAAUGUAGUUCAAUAGUUUCGAAUUACGCGCCUGCGGUUUCCGCAUCGAGUAGCCAUUUUGGUGCCGCAAAAGAAAAAAAAUCUUUUGAAAAUGGAUAGAUAAAAUUUAUUCUCGAAGAUAUUAUAACAAACCAAGAAUGAUAUUUCUAUAUAAUUAAUGAUAAAAUCGUAUAAUAAAAAAAGAAAAGGAAAUGAUUAUCUUAAACGAAAUCAACAUCAAUGUUUAGAUCAAAAUUAUAUCAUAUCGUUUCUUAAACAUAGUAAAUAAAUUUCGCAUUUCGUAUGAACGAUUCAAAUUCGAGAUGCACUUGGCGCCACGAGAACUAUUCAAGGCCAUGUAUAUCAUGAUCCCACUCUUUUCUAUCACGAUACACUUUGAGUAUACAUAUUCUCACUCACGCACGUUACGUAGAAAAGAAAGAGAGAGAAAGAAAGAGAUGUAUCGAAUGAAAACUGCUAGCGCUACGAACGGAAGACGAUGAAAUUAAUGUCGUUGUCGUUGAAUGGAUAUCAGGUUAUGUAUACGAUCAGUUCGUAGAAAUGUUAAUAAGAACGUACGCUAAGCGAUAAAAGAUUACGCGUAUUGAAUUUCAAUAAAGUUAACGAAAACAACAUCGUAUUAAUUAACAAAAUAUUAAAAAAAAUGAUAAUAAAAUAGAUAAGGAAAUUAUUCGUUAAGAAUGAUUUUGAUGAAAGAUCUAUCGUGAGAAUGAUCAAUGAAUGUCUUAGUUGGAGUUAUCCGAAAGAUGGUAUACUAAGAGAUCCCCCUCCAAGUAUAUUAUGUGGGGACCCAUCCCUUUGGGUCUCCAGCGCGGUCUCUCUCUCCGGAGAGACGGUUGAAGUUUUCCUCAGUGCCGGUACGUCCGCGUCUCUCGUCUCGCGUCGACACAGUACGUACGACACGGCACGAUUCGACUUCGAUUCCGCGACUCGGCGAUUCUCUUUCUCGACGUCUCGGCUCGGUUCGGUUGCAUAGGCGUGCGCCAUGGUCUCUUGCGUCCAAUCCGGACACCAGCAUGAGUACCAGCAACACAAGCAGCACCAGCAGUAACAGCGGAACCAGACUUGUCUCGUGCCCAGCUGGAGUCGAACUCACGAAAAACUCAUAGUUCUCUUCUAGUCGCGCGACCCAUACGAAAACCUCCGUUUCGCGUACGUUUUCGCGUCUUUAUCGUUAUCGUUUCCUCCUCCAUCUCCUCCACUUUAUCUUUAUCCACUUAUUUCUUCACUUCCCUCUUUCUCUUCCUCUUCCGUCUCUUUUCUUCUUCUUUUUUUUUUUCUUCUUUUCCUCCUCAUCGAAUCGUUCUUGUGCCAAGAAACCGCGCACCUACUCGAACCUUUAUCUCUUUCUCUGCUAAAACAGCACUCUUCUCCUCCUCUUCCUCCUUCUCCUCCUCCUCCACCUUCAUCUCCUCCUCCUACAUUUCGUAGCCGGUCGAGAUAGUCGUUCGAGAGAAGCCAAGAAAAUCUCUCGAGGAAAGGACGACGUCCUUUCGUUCUCCCUACGAACGAAAUAAGAUACCGAGAGAAAGAAAGAGAGAGAAAGAGAGAGAAAGUGUGAGAGGGAGAGGAAAAGAAACAGAAAGAAAGAAAAAAGAAAGAAAGAGUGAGACGGUGAGUUUUGGAACAGCAUCAUGACCGAUCGAGGGUAAGGGGGAUCGAGUGGCUCAAGGUCGAUAAAAGGAUCGAGACGCUGACUUUACUUCGUUUCAAAGACCUCCCCAAGUUCUGCUUUCUCGUGGGUGUAUUCUACUUUGAAGAAAUCAGACUACAAGAGGUUACUUUUUCUCUGUGAAUAUUUUUCAAGUGAAUCCAUUUCGCAAUAAAUCGUAAUCGUGUGAAAAAAGUUUUUUUUAUGAUAACAAAGAAGAUAUUCGUAAAUGUAAUUAAUUGCCUGGUAUUGUGAUCCUUCGAAAUGAAUCGUUUUGGAUCCAACAAUUCGAGAGAUCGCAUUACGUAUCAUUCGUAACGAGGACGUCGAAACGAAGAUACGAAGAAAGAGAGAGAGAGGGAGAGAGAGAGAGAGAGAGAGAGAGAGAGAGAGAGAGAGAGAGAGAGAGAGAGAGAGAGAGAGAGAGAGAGAGAGGAGAAGAUAAAAAGAAAAAGAGGUUUCGUUCCGUUGUUAUAAGAUUUAUCUUUGAGAAAUCGAUCGAGUCGAUCUAUUAUUUAUCAUAUAUCAAUUCCUCAAAUUGUUUAAAUACGUUUGCGUAUCUUUCAUAUAGAUCAUCAUUAGAAUCGGUCGUGGGAAGAAAAUAAUAUAAAACAAAGAAGAAAAGGAGAAAAAAAUAAUAAAAUGAUAAACUUAUAAAACGAAUUUGAGAAAAGGAAAUCUAAUCGAAAGAAAAUAAUAAAAAAAAGAAAAGAAAAUAAACAAAAACAAAAAGAAAAAAUAAACGAAAUACGAACGAAAACCCGAAGACACACGAGUUCGCAUGGAAAUUAACGUCGUAGGAGUAGGCCUCAUUCCUUGGACGAAUCCCGCGGAAAUUUGUCGCGAAAAAAGGUGAGGGAAGGAUGAAGAAUGCCCCGCGUCGGCGGAGACGGGGGUGGCGGGAACGAGAAGACAGGAGCCAGUGGCUUUGGAGGAUGGUUGGGAGGAGCUGCGAGAGCUGUGACCGGAGGAGGCGUCGCUGGUGGAUACGUCGUACUGGGUGGCACCAGAUAUGGUCUGAGACUCUCACAGGAAAGUCUACCACCCGCGAGCUCGAGGGAGGAAUCAGCGGAGAGAAGACGGAAGAGAAAUUCGCGAGAAAGCGAGUCGAGAGAACGGCUGACGGAGAAAUUGGCGGAAAAGUCGUCGAUCGAUCUGGCGUCGAGUAUAGUCGAGUGUUGUUGCAUCGGUCCACGUUCUCGGUUGCCUCUGCCGAGGAUCCCAACGACGACGACUACGGUGACGGCGGCAGCGACGUCGCUGCCGCCGUCGUCUUCGUCUUCAUCGGUAGCAAUGGCAUCGACGGUUGGCAGCAUUGUAGGAGUCGGAGGUGGAGGUGGAAAUGGAGGAGAAAGAGACGUUGACGGAGUUUUGCCGCCUCCUCCACCACCUCUACCACCUUCACCAGCAACGGUAGUAGUAGCGGCGGCACAAGCACAGCCAUCAUCUUCGUCGUCUUCGUCUCUUCCUCCCACGUUUUCGAAGAGUCGUGCCACUACUGCUGGCGUGGAACAGCCGGUGGAUGCGAAGCUGGCGGCUGCUCGGCCGACGCCAAACUCUAAUAAUAACCGCGGGAUGCUGCAAAGUACCACGGUGGGGAACGAGCAGCACCACCGCCAACAGCAGCACCAGCACCAGCAGCAGCACAAUCAACACCACCAGCCACAAUCAUCCGCGAUCCCAUCGCCGUUGCAGCCGGUAUCUUCCGUCUCUACUUCUUCUUCUUCUUCUUCUUCCUCCUCGACGUCUUCGUCGUUGCACCCGUCGUUCGACUCCUCCUCUUCGCCGAGCCUCCAAACGCAACAUUCGGUUUCCGUGCCGCGUCAGCUCGCACAGUGGACCAAGCAUCAGACCCUCAAGCUCCAGGAACCAGCGGUGAUAGCGGUGGACCGAUUGCACAGAUUCCGCUGGAGCGGGGGUGGAGGAGGAAGCGGAAAAAAAUCCUCUUCCGCCCCCCGCAGCGAAAAGGCCGAGCGUCUUCGCGAACUUACGGAAAAACUUAAGGGACCAGCACCUGUCCCACCUCCUAGACGACCUUCCCGUACUCAAGCUUCCUCUCCUCCACCGGGAGGAUGUCAGCCAUCUUUUCAAUCUCAUCAACAGUCGGCUCAAAGUUGCGGUCGAUAUGAUAAUCGUGGGAUCUAUAGAAAUCAUGAAACCGGGCUUCAAAAUCAACAACAGCAUCCAAGGAGUAUUGUUAGAAGUGAAAGCGUUGGCGAGGAACGUCUCACUGGUACAGAUUCGAUGGUCACCGGUAACGAGAGCUGUCGAAAACAACAGCUCGUUCAUGACACUUCGAAAAAGUCCUCGAAGUCGGGCAAGGUGACGGAGAAGAAUAGUGGUGACGUUGGUGACGUUAAAAAUGACGCGAAUCUCGUCAUCGGUGUCUCCGUCGAGGACGCGCCGACAACAAAACAACACUUGAGACAAUACAGUGAUUCAGUGGUAGAUAGUGCUACGAGCGUGGACGAUCUGUGCGAUACCUUGAACGUGUCUUCUGCUGGUACUGGUGGCAACAACAAUAAUGAGGCCGAAGCCAGGGAUGCGGUCAGCAGGUUGGAGUCUCGGGGACCAUUGUUAACUCUUCAAAGAGCUGGUGCUCCACUCAGAAGUGCGUCCUUCGGUCAGGUGGAUUUCAAUCAAGGGAAUCGUCAAAAAACUCAGCCGGUGGCAACGAGUGCUCGCACGGAAAACAAAGAUGUCCGUGCCAGUACUUUGCCUCGUCGACGAGGAGAUGCGAUACCAGGCGUCUCAACGUCUCAAAACAGCCCGAAUCGGCAAAGUCCAAGGACGUCGACGCCGAGCGUCGAUAGUGCUGUUGGUUCGGCCGAAGGACUCGGUGUACCUCACCAAAGCAAUCUCGAAGAAAUCCGACCUAGAAGUGAUGGUUCUGACAGUUUGGCAACAUCCAGUGCUCUUACCAGCCCGGAACCACCGGUACCGGAAAUUCAUGAGCAACAGCCGAGGUUGGAAACGGAUGCUUCACCGACUGAGGUGAUACCUUCAGAACCGAUUUAUCAAGUCGUCGAUAGCACUCCGAUCGAUGAGAUCGUUCAAAAAGAGAACAGAAUAGAGCCACACGAGGUAAUCGUGACUCCACCGUUGGAGGAACCAAGACUCAGUCAAGCUAGCGAGGGCAGCGAGGCACCUAGCGAGACACCUUCGGAAGCAUCCUCUCCUUCUGGUAAGACCAGACGUUAUCGUGGUGAUACUAGCAAGAGAAGAAAGGGUGUGUACAUAACGCAAUGGCCAGAACCUUUGGACGCUGAUAGAAACAAACUUACUGCUCAGAGCAGCGAGGAAAGAGAUGAUCCACCUGCGACCCCAAGCGAUUUGUCCGAUUGCGAAGGUCACGCUCCACGAAGGUACAGCAAGAGACCACUUCGUGGUCCUUACGGUCAAAUGCUUGAAGCUGAAAUGGCGAAACCUCGUGCAACAGAUAUAUCUCUGGAAGAAGGUCUCAGACCUAGACGCAAAGUCUCCGCUAAUCUUUCUUACAAUACCGGUGCUAAUAGUAGCUCCGAACCACCUACACCUUGUCAUCACAGGACUACUUCUAGCCCAAGUAAAUUAGAAGGAUUACCUGGACCAAGUCCGGAAUUACUCGCUGAACUUUUGAGAGGAUCUUCGGAGAGAGUAGCUCGUGCACCUGCUCAUCGAAAUGAUACGAGAACUCAUGUCGUCGUUGAGCUUUACGAUACUGAACGUUCGUACGUGGAAGCUUUGCAAAUACUAGUCAAUAAAUAUCUGCAGCCUUUGAAAAGUCCCGAGAAUGCUGGCUUAGUGGACGCUGCUACGGUGGAUGAGAUAUUUUAUCAGGUCCCAGCGAUUCUUAGCCAUCAUGAAAUUUUUCUUGAAGAGUUACGAAAACGUCUCGACACUUGGGAAGUAAAGCAGACUAUAGGCGACGUUUUCUUGGACGUAUUUACAAAGCCAGUAGUUCUAGAGACUUACACUCUCUUCUUGGACAAUUGGAAGUCCGCGAAGAAGGCGAUAAAAACAACGUGUCAAGGGAAACCAGCAUUCGCACGAUUUCUCGAGACGAUGGAACGUGAACACAAAGGCAAGCUUGGUCUUGAUCAACUGCUGAUUAAACCGGUGCAGAAGAUUCCGCGUUACGAGCUUCUCAUUCAGAGACUUCUCAAACACACUGAUUCGGCGCAUCCCGAUUAUGAGUUCCUGCAGGCAGCACAAAAGGAAGUGCAUGAAUUGGUUGUGAAGAUCAAUUGCACGGAGCGUGAGUCUCUUGAAUGGGAACAGCAACAAAGUACUUUAAGAGAGGUUCAAGCCCUCGUCGAAGGUCUUGCUGGGAUCGUUACGAAUGAUAGAGCAUUCGUUCGUCACGAUUUGGUUACCAUAGCAUCGAACCAAGGCACACGGAAGGAACGAGCUCUCUUUUUGUUCUCCGACCUAUUGGUUAUUACCAGUAUCAAACGACGAAGUGGUACGAUAAGGAAACCAUCUACGAGCUCUUGCCCGAAUAGCUUGGUCAGUCUUCUUGAAGCUAACAAGUACAAAAUGUUGAUGAGAAUACCAUUGGAUGAUCUCGAAGUGAUGAAAGCCAAGGACGAGAAUCUCAGACGAAUGGCACGCGAAGUUGAUCACCUACGAGAGGAUUGCGCCACAUUGAGUCAACUCCAAGAACUCGCAGCUACGAUACAUGGAAGUAAGGCACAACUCGAGGAUCUGAUCAAGGAUAUGCUGUGUCAAGCGCAACGGCAGUUAGCCGAAAGAAACGCUGCUCAUUCUCAGUUAGCUUGUCUGGAAUUAACUCUAAACACGCAAUCGGGUAUCGAGAAUAUCUCUGUUGUCUUUACAAAGCCCGACAAGAGAGCGAGUUGGGAAGAGAGUUUCAACGAAGCCAAACAAAAGUUGGCAUUGUCUGCCGAUCGAAGACUUUGUCCAGAAUUCGUCGGUCCUUUACCCAUUAGAAAGACACGAGCUGGUCUUCAAUUUACUUGCGCUGCACCUACCUUAUCAAAUGGACAAGAAUCUCGUGAUGUGUGGGUUUGCAACAGCGACGGAUACGUUGGUCAGGUUUGCGUGCUGAGUUUGAACCCAGAACCACCUCAAGUUACAUCUUGUAAUGGAGUUUGCAAUGCUAGAAUCCUUUGCGUUGCUGGGAUACCUGCUUGUACUCCUGGUUCGAACUCUUUGGCAUCCAACAGUAAUACGUUUGUGAACAGUAAAAGCGGCAUCAGUAUUUCCGUGCAAGAUGUCGACUCCGGUAGUGGUAAUAUUCAAUUAGACAGCAGCUCGAGCUCCGACGAGUCGGACUCGGACGACAUUCCAAAUGCGGAUACUUGUAGCGUGACCUUGAGCGGUGAUGUCUCUAAUAUCGAUAACGCUAUUGCCAUUGAAGAGGAUGCCAAUCAACCUACCAUGUGGUUAGGGACGGAAGAUGGUUGCAUUCACGUUUAUAAUUGUAACGACAAUAUUAGAAUAAAAAAGAACAAGGUGAAGAUUCAACAUGGUAGUAGCGUGCACUGUAUCAUAUACUUGGACAAUAAAGUAUUCGUGUCACUUGCCAAUGGUGAUAUAGCUGUAUAUACACGAGAUCAUAUAGGAGGUUGGAAUACUCCAGAUCCAACGAUAGUGUCCGUAGGUACCGCAGCAUCUCCAGUAACGAAGAUGCUUCCGGUAUCUGGCAAACUGUGGUGUGGUUGCCAUAACUCCGUGAAAGUUCUCAACACGCGUACCUUGGACAUCGAGCACAGCUUCGUGGUUAGCAGUGACACAAGUCGAGCGGUCACUUGUAUGGCAAACUCUGGUGGUUUUGGUGUUUGGAUUUCUUUGCACAACAGUGCCGUACUUCGUCUUUUCCAUGCUGGUAGUUAUGAAUGCUUGACAGAUAUAAAUAUCGCUCCGGCCGUUACCAAGAUGCUUGCUACAGGUUGCGAUGACAUAAUAAGACAACAUAAAGCAGCCUGUCUCAGAGUAACCGCUUUAUUGGCUUGCAAUGAGUUAUUAUGGAUCGGUACAAGUGCUGGUGUACUUUUAACCGUACCAAUACCUCACAUCAAGCCAUCCACGCAAAGAAUAUCUCAACCUCCCAUCGUAACUGGAAUACCUCACGGACAUACGGGACACGUGCGGUUUCUAACAUGCGUGGAAACCAGUACAUCAUCGAAACCAGAACCACGACCAAAGGUGAAUCGAUACUCUUUGAAAUCGAAGAAAGUGCAUCAGAAUAAUAUCAAUCGCGGUAAGCUCUUGGUGAUAUCCGGUGGCGAUGGUUACGAGGAUUUCAGAGGGCCCCAAGCGUCCGCAGAAUUACAGGCAGGUCGCGAGGAUUCGACGAAUCAUCUUCUUUUGUGGAAGGUGUGAUGCAUUUCUGCAUGGCCCAAGAGGGUCGCGGUUCACGAUAGCCGGCACGACACGCCGUGGGAAUCGUUGUUGUCGAGCGUGCAGCCAAUAUGCGAACACCGUCACGCUGUAUCGAUCUUGGUUAACACGGACGGAUCGGCACGACGAUUUUUCAGGGAACGAGGAAAGGUUCUCUGGUUACUCCUGGCGGAGUGGAUCAGAACCAGGAUAAAUAAGUUCCGUUAUCUACAGAACGAAGUAAAAUUCGUAUUACAGGAUGGUAAAAAUUUUGCUUAAGGAUUUUUGGUCGAGAGAAUAAUAGUUUUCUUGAGUUUCGUCCUCGAUCGAAACGAGAUUUUCUUCUUUUUGUUUUUUGUUUUUUUUUUUCUUUCGAGGGAAGAUCACUCGCCGUUGAAUUUGCGCAGUAAAUUAGGUUGGAGGGAUUUAGUGAGAAUGAUCUGCGAUUUUUAAGACGUUUAUAAGUCUGGAGACGCUUGAGAUUUCUUUUAUUGCAGAGUCGUUUCUUACUCGUUCGAAUUUUUACGAUGAAGUUUAGCCCACAUUUUGCAAAAUAAAACGAUGAAAAACGAUCAGUCAUCGUCGUUGGUGUUGAUAGCACUUUGUCUAAAAAAUUAUUAAAGCUCUACGGGCUAUUCUAAUUCAUUAUUCGAGUAUCAAUCUUCUAAUAUCGUCGGUGCUGGAAUUAAUAGGAAGGAGGAUAAUACAAAUUUCAUAACGUGUCAAUAUCUUGUUGCAAUAGAAACGAUGACAAUUAAUGUGCGGUACCUGAAAAGGCUUCGAAAACGAGCUUAUAACGUUUUAAAUGGCCUAAAUUAAACGAUGAGGUUCAAAGGUUCAUCAUUUCUUACAAAUGUUAAAAUAUUGACAAAAUUUUAUCGUUGUCCUUUGAUGACACAACAAAAUCCAAAUGUACCUCAUUAUUCAUUUUGAAUGUUUAAAUGAUGUAAAUUAAUGUGUCCGUCUAUCCCGUGAAAGGAACCUAUGUAAUAAUAAUUUUCAAUUGAAGAUGUAUCACGUCGUGUGUGUGUGUGUGUGUGUGUGUGCGUGCGUGAAUGUAGACAUUGAAUAUUAUCCAUAUCAAAAAAAGAGUGCAAAUUAUUGAAACGAAGUCGUCCCUAUGUUAUGAUUGACUCUCUUGUGGUUCCUAUGCUUACGUGCGCAUUAUCAGUUAACGCGAAGUAUGUUUGACAAUAAUUUAUUAUGAACAACUUUUAAAAAAUUACUUCACACUUGACCAAUAAAAAUGGUUUGUAACAUCGAAAUGCUGGUAUGAAUAUAAGGGGAGGGAAGCCUGUAAAAAAUUAUUCUUUUUAUUAUGAAAUAGAUGCUCGACAUGAUAUCGAUGCUUAAAUAUAAAUAAGUAUAUGUUCAAGUGUGAAGGAAAGCAAAAAAACCAGGUAAUUGUAAUUUUGCUAAUUUAAGACUGAAUGAAAGCUACAUAUAACGAUAUAUACAAAGUUAUAUCUAUUAUUCUUCGAUCGUAUAUUUGUGCCACUUUAUUGUGUGAACGAAUAAAACAUUAAUCGAAUACUUUUAAUCAAAUUUACUGUAUGUACACGUUUUCGAACAAUAUUUUCUCUUAGAUUGAAUGAUACGAAAAAUAUUUAUAGGAAACAUGAGGAAAUACAUAUGCACUCUAAUUUCAAAUUUACUUAUAUAAUACCUGGUGUAAUUAAAAAGAAAAUAGAAAAGAAAAAAGAAAAGAAACAAGAAAAGAAAAAAACGAUUAUAAGUUAUACAUUUUUACAAGUAACAUAAAAGAACCUACAUCAAAAUUGGACUUCAAGUAUUAUACAUAGAUGAAGGAUAAGAGCUUAAGCUUUUCGUGGAAAUAAUCUAUUUUUUGAAAGAGAAAAUUGAACAAAAGUAAAAAAAAAAAGAUAAAAGAUAAAAAAAAAGAUAAAAAACAACAAAAUAUAUUGAUAAAUGUUUUGCCUUUGACAUUGGUCUUUCAUAGAAGAAAAAGAAUUGUUUGUUUGCCGUAUAGAAAACUGUUCUACUACGUCUUUUUGUGAAGAAUAUCUCAUAUUCUUUCUCUUUUUCUCUCUCUCUCUCCCCUCCCCCUCUAUCUUUUUCUCCUUCUCCUUUUUAUGAGAAGAAAAAAUGCAUUAUUUAUUUAUAUUUUCGGUCAAUAAUCGUACGAAUGAAGUACUUGGAUGCACCUUUGGUGUGUAAUAGAGAACAGUCUCGUAUUAGAAUUGUAUAGAUACGAGACUAUAAGAUUCGUGUUAUGAACGGCUAAAGGGAAAUGUAAUAUAUCGUAAAUAUAUUUGUAUUAUAUGUAUUUUCCUUUUCUCGCGUUAUUAUUGAAAACAUAAUUCCAAGUUACGCAAGAACUAUGAAAAAUAAUGUUCUCGGAAUUUGUAUCAUCAUUUAUUAUGAAUGUACAUAUUUAUUUGAUAAUUAUGUAAUUUUCUUUUUCUCUUUUAAUAGAUAUCAUCUCCGUGCUUUACAUCGCCUGCGAUUGUACGUCACAAUCCGUAGACAGUAUAUUUGAUUAUAAUUAUCUAUAUGUAAUAUUCUUAUGUACAAUUAUAAAUGCUCGUUGAUAUAAUUGUAUUAAAGACGAUUUAAAACUUGUAAA